AUCGAUAGGUUUUUUCUACAGCUGUUUACUGCGUGCACAAUUUGACAAUAACAAAAUUUGUUGAUAAAUUAGAAUGUCCACUUGGCAAACGGGCAUAAAACGAUACGCAGCAUAAAAAAAUGACGCCACCGCCACAACAACAGCUUCCGUUGCCACCACCGCCAACAGGACUUACCAAAGCACCAGAUGGCAAAUUUCCAGGUUCGCUGACUCCCGGCUGGAAUGAUCCGCCACCAGUGGCUACAGGCGCAAGCAGCAGCGUCCAGCGGCCACGUUUGGAUCUGCGCAAGCGCGUCGCAUAUCCCAUGGAUGGCAACAACUUCAAUGCGACGGCGUCUAUGCCACAGCAGCCAUUUCCACAAGCUCCUCCUUCUCAACAAUGAAGCUUAAACUUUACAUUGGUUUAUUUAAGCACCAGCAACAAUAAUAAAAUUUAUAUUAUACAAAGAAAUACAUUU
Molecule: messenger RNA, 458 nt
Organism: Drosophila busckii
Lineage: Eukaryota; Metazoa; Arthropoda; Insecta; Diptera; Drosophilidae
Product: steroid receptor RNA activator 1
Exons: 2
Coding region: 120-383 (87 amino acids)
Source: RefSeq, a predicted model, not a curated record